CGAGCCGAGCCGGUCGGCGCCCCGCGCCAUGGCGAGUCCGUCGCAGUGGCUGGAGGAGGGCGCCGGGCGCUGGUCGCCGCGGCCGCCCGGGCCGUACAGCGAGGCGCAGCGGCUGGCGCUGGAGGAGCUGGUGGCGGGCGGCCCCGAGGCGCUGCGCGCCUUCCUGCGGCGGGAGCAGCUGCCGCCGUUCCUCUCGGAGCCCGAGGUGCAGGCGAUCGCGCGGGGCGCGCUGCCGCCUGCCGCGGCCCCGGAGCCGGCGGCCGAGCCCUUCGCCGGCGCCUCCCUCGACGCCUCGUCGCUCACCUACUUCCCCGAGCGCUCGGACGUGGAGCCGCCCGCCCUGGAGCUGGGCUGGCCGGGCUUCGCCAGCGGCGCCUUCCGCGGGCUCACGCGGGUCGAGGCGCACUUCCAGCCCGGCUGCGGGGACAGCAUCUACGGCUGCAAGGAGGCGGUGCGGCGCCAGAUCCGCUCCGCGCGGCAGAUGAUUGCCCUGGUGAUGGAUUCCUUCACAGACACUGAUAUCUUCAAAGAUCUCUUGGAAGCUUGUAGCCAGCGGCAAGUUAAAGCCUAUAUCCUUCUAGAUCAGUCUUCAUUUUCCCACUUUCUAAAAAUGUGCAAGGAUCUGGGAGUUGACCUUGAACAGGAAAAGUUGAUGAGAAUUCGAAAUAUCACGGGGAACACAUACUACACAAGGUCGGGUGCCAAAAUUGUUGGAAAAGUCCGUGAGAAGUUCAUGUUAAUCGAUGGCAUUAGAGUGACAACAGGCUCCUACAGUUUCACGUGGACAGAUGGGAAGCUGAACAGCAGUAACAUUUUGAUCCUGUCAGGUCCUGCAGUUGCACACUUUGACCUGGAAUUUCGGAUUCUUUAUGCACGGUCAAAGCCUAUCAACCUCAAAGAGUUAUCCAGCUGCAGGAAGAAUAAGGUGUUGGACCAGGUGGUCAGUAUAACAGUGGCUUCCAGAGACUUGACCAGAAUGGAGUUUUUGUAUCUUAGAGCGUUUGUAGGGAAUCUCAAAAGGAAGCGAAGCUGGCUGCAUGCCUCGAGGGAGGCCGUCUACGUGUCAAAUAAUGCAAUGCAUGCCUCUCCUCCACUGACUAAGAGGAAUGGUUCCCUAGUUAUGAGGCCACAUUGGAUCAUAGAGAGAUGAAUUGCACGUUCACUCAGUGCGAGAAGCAGAACCUCAGGAACCACAUCCAGUUGUCCAUGUCCAGUGCUGUCUCACAGAAUGUCCGUGAGAGCAGCUGGGAAACAAACCUUGAACUGAGAGAAGUGAUCCUGGCAUUGUGGGUUCGUUCAAAGACCACUAUAAUGCAGAUCAACACAUGCAGUUAGGGUAUUGUCUUCAGCUCAGAUGUGUUUUUGGAAAAGAAACAAAACCCCUCUUAACACCUGGAAAGCCAUUAUUGACUUCUAGUA
Messenger RNA from Pezoporus flaviventris, 1419 nucleotides. RefSeq names its product protein FAM83D-B-like. Gene Ontology annotation, biological process: positive regulation of cell cycle G1/S phase transition; regulation of ERK1 and ERK2 cascade; protein localization to mitotic spindle. Gene Ontology annotation, cellular component: cytosol; mitotic spindle pole. The record is from RefSeq and is a predicted model, not a curated record. Lineage: Eukaryota; Metazoa; Chordata; Aves; Psittaciformes; Psittacidae. The transcript is spliced from 4 exons. The coding region runs from base 29 to 1150 and encodes 373 amino acids.